Molecule: messenger RNA, 551 nt
Organism: Ceratina calcarata
Lineage: Eukaryota; Metazoa; Arthropoda; Insecta; Hymenoptera; Apidae
Product: coiled-coil domain-containing protein 103
Exons: 2
Coding region: 140-499 (119 amino acids)
Biological process (GO): inner dynein arm assembly; determination of left/right symmetry; epithelial cilium movement involved in extracellular fluid movement
Cellular component (GO): outer dynein arm
Source: RefSeq, a predicted model, not a curated record
UUUGCGAUAGUCCCCGUGUAUCUGUAUAUGUGUAGUCGACCGACCACCCACUGUUGGUGUCAGUAUUGUGUCGUAUCUGUAGUUUGGACUUAGAUAUUGACGAAACGUCCGACCGUAUCUGCGGCAACCGUAGGAAACUAUGGAAACCGUGAUAACAAGACUAUUGUCAUUUAUUCUUACUGUAAUCGCGACUCGCGAACAAUCUGGUGAAUUGACGAAACGUUUCGGGAAAUAUACCGCGGACAUGAGUAAAUUACGAAUGGCUAUAAAUUAUAAAAGUUUAGAGUCAGAACUCGAAGAGACUGUCAAGGCUGACGAACUGUACAAAUUACGGAACGACGCUAAACUUAGAGCAAUGGAACAGAAUGUACCUACGUACGAGCACUUUAGACAAAUAGUAAAUGCAGCUCAUCUAAAACCUGUGGAGCGCAGAGAUGCUGAAUCUAAAGCAAAGACGUGUUGGAAUCAUGCGGCGAACGCUGAAAGUCGUCGUUGUUAAUACGGAAAGAGAACGGGUACGUAGUCGGGUGGGCGAAUAUGAAAAACAGAAU